CCAGAAUUAUUUUGGGAGCGAAGAGAGUGUCAAGUGAUCUGACUACUGCUGAAGAGGAGACUGAAGCCAUCUCUGAGUGGAGAUUUUGGACUUGCGGGAGGACGGCUGUGUGUGUCCCCUCCAUGUGGCAGAACUGCUCCUCCUUACCAAGGAAGUCAAAGUGAAGGAAAUAGGUCAAGGGCAGAUUUUACAUUCCACCCAAAAGGCACCACAGUUUGAGAUGAGGAAUUCAGAAGAGCAAGCAGCUACGACUGUUUUACAGCGCCUGCUGCAGGAGCAGCUCAGAUACGGAAACCCAAAUGACAACCGUAACCUUCUUGCCUUACACCAGCAAGCCACAGGAAAUGCCCCCCCUUUCAACAGCACCGGGAGUCCAGCAUCUCAGAACGAAGGGCUGAGCUCCCAGGACCACCAGCUUGUGACUCAUGCUGCCCGUCAGGAGCCCCAGGGCCAGGAGAUACAGGUGGACAACAGCAUCAUGGAGAAGCAGCUCUCUCCGCGACUCCAGAACAGUGAGGAUCUCCCGACCUACGAGGAAGCCAAAGUCCAGUCACAGUAUUUCAGGGGCCAGCCGCAUGCUAGUGUUGGGGCAGCCUUUUAUGUAACGGGGGUCACCAACCAGAAGAUGAGGACUGAAGGGCGGCCCACGGUUCAGCGGGUGAGCCCAGGGAAGGUCCACCAGGAUGAAGGACUUAAGGACCUCAAGCAAGGGCACGUCCGCUCCUUGAGCGAGAGGCUGAUGCAGCUGUCCUUGGCCACCAGCGGUGUCAAGGCCCACGCGCCGGUGACGAGCGCACCGCUCUCCCCCCUCUCUCCGCUUUCUCCUCAGCAGUCCAGUGACCCUUAUAAAAAUUCUGGCUCCAAUGAGUUCUACAAGAACUCAGUGCAGCCCCCUUCCCAGCCCAACAUGAAAGGAAUGGAGCAGCGGGGUCCUCCUCCAGAGUAUCCUUACAAAAAUGUGUCCACCCCAUCUAUGAACUGCAAACCUCAGGACUCGGGACAUUUCUACAGCGAUCACCGCAUGAGCCAGCAGGGAAGGUCUGAUGGGCCCAUGAUGAGGUAUCAACAUCCCCCUGAGUACGGGUCAGUCAGGCAAAACCCAGAUGUGCAGCUGCAGUUACAACAGAGGCCUCCUCACCAUCACAGCCCAACUUCUUCCUUGACAUCCCUGGGAUCUUUGACUCUGCUUCAGUCUCCACCACCAUCCAGGCUGUCCCCUUCCCAGCAUCAGCAACCUCUGACUCCAAGCCAGGGAGAUCCUGGCAUUCUGCCACGGACCCAGCAGCCGUUCUUGCCAAACCAGGUCCAUCAGGGAGAUCUGUACCGACUAUGCCAGCCCUUCCUAGGCCCCCAGCAGCAGCAAGGCGAUUCCUACGCAGUCAUGUCCCGGGCUCAGCAGAUACCCUCUCCAUAUCAACAAAUGCAAGUAGAUCCUUUUGCCAUCGUUUCCAGGGCCCAGCAGAUGGUGGAAAUCCUGUCAGAAGAGAACCGAUCUUUACGACAGGAGCUGGAUGGGUGUUAUGAGAAAGUAGCCCGGCUGCAGAAGCUGGAAACAGAAAUUCAGCAAGUUUCAGAGGCGUACAAAAACCUGGAGAAAUCAUCCUCUAAGCGGGAUGCCCUGGAAAAGGCCAUGAGAAACAAGCUGGAAGGAGAAAUUCGUAGGCUUCAUGAUUUCAACAGGGAUCUAAGAGAACGUAUGGAGACAGCCAACAAGCAGCUUGCCGAGAAGGAAUUUGAGGGGUCUGAAGACAAUCGCAAAACCAUCUCUCAGCUCUUUGCACAAAACAAGGAAACACAGCGGGAAAAAGAGAAACUGGAAAUAGAACUGGCUGCUGCACGCUCCACCAAUGAGGACCAACGGAGACACAUUGAGAUCCGAGACCAGGCUUUGAACAAUGCUCAGGCCAAGGUGGUGAAACUGGAGGAGGAGCUCAAAAAGAAGCAAGUCUAUGUCGAGAAGGUAGAGAAGAUGCAGCAGGCCUUGGUUCAGCUGCAGGCAGCGUGUGAGAAACGGGAACAGCUGGAACACAGGCUGCGGACCCGACUGGAGAGAGAACUGGAAUCUCUCCGGAUGCAGCAGCGUCAGGGUACGUCUCAGGCUGCCAAUGUCUCAGAGUACAAUGCCACGGCGCUUAUGGAGCUCUUGCGCGAGAAGGAAGAAAGGAUUCUUGCUCUGGAAGCUGACAUGACCAAGUGGGAACAGAAAUACCUGGAGGAGAGCGUGAUGAGACAGUUUGCUUUGGAUGCAGCUGCAACUGUGGCUGCUCAGAGGGACACGACAGUGAUCAGCCACUCACCUAACCCUAGCUAUGACACCUCACUGGAAGCUCGCAUUCAGAAGGAGGAGGAAGAAAUCCUGCUUGCCAACAGGAGGUGUCUGGACAUGGAGGGAAGGAUCAAGACUCUGCACGCUCAGAUCAUUGAGAAGGAUGCCAUGAUCAAAGUCCUGCAGCAGCGCUCCCGGAAGGAGCCUGGUAAGACGGACCAGAUCUCCUCAAUGAGACCUGCCAAGUCACUCAUGUCCAUAUCGAACGCUGGCUCGGGCCUGCUGUCCCACUCCUCAACCCUGAGCAGCACUCCCAUCCUGGAGGAGAAGAGGGAGGACAAGAGCUGGAAAGGCAGCCUGGGUGUUCUGCUGGGAACUGAGUAUCGCUCUGAAUCCAUUCCCUCCACCCCGUCUCCUGUCCUUCCUUCCACACCAUUGCUCUCAGCCCACUCAAAAACAGGCAGCAGAGACUGCAGCACCCAGACUGACCGGGGGAACGAGCAAAACAAAACUGCACCUCCCACUGCAGCUUCCACAACAGGACGACUCCCCAGUACCAGCCUGACCUACAGUGCAGACAAAACAGAUGGGCAGCUCUUCCACUCCAGCACCCUUGAAAGAAAAGCCCCUGUUCAGAGCAUGGGGCAGGACCUCCCAGAUGGAGAGAUGGUAGAAUACCUCAUCUGAAAGGCUGGACCAGGAUCUGAACUGGGAUACAGUAGCAAGAAAUUUUUAAAAGACAUUUUUCUUGGGAAAAAAUUGUAGUACCUGAGUAAUAAAAGAACACUCAGCUGUUUGCUCUUGUAUAUUAUGUCUCAAAAGUAUGAACGGGUUAAUUUAUAAUUUGUUCUAAAUUAUAAAAAACCCGUAACAUU
Chaetura pelagica (chimney swift) is the source of this 3141-nucleotide messenger RNA. RefSeq names its product angiomotin (gene AMOT). Gene Ontology annotation, biological process: angiogenesis; actin cytoskeleton organization; regulation of cell migration. Gene Ontology annotation, molecular function: signaling receptor activity. The record is from RefSeq and is a predicted model, not a curated record. NCBI's taxonomy places the organism in Eukaryota, Metazoa, Chordata, Aves, Apodiformes, Apodidae. Gene Ontology annotation, cellular component: cytoplasmic vesicle; bicellular tight junction; plasma membrane. The coding region runs from base 221 to 2953 and encodes 910 amino acids. The transcript has 12 exons.